AUGGAGAUCUUCGCCGGGUCCGGGUCCAUGUCGCGCGCGCUGCGGGACGGCGGCGUCUCCAUCGUCGCCACCUGCGAGAACGACCCGCGCAAGGCGGGCGCCCUCGCGAACAACCUUCCCGACGUCCACAACUACGGCGACAUCCACGACGACUCCAUCGUGGGCCACGUCUGGAACCCGCGGAGCGUCAGCGCCAUCGCCGCCGGCGUCGAAUGCCAGGACUACAGCAAGGCCGGCGCCCGGCGCGGCCUCGGAGGGCCCAAACGCCGCACGCUCGAACGCUUCGCGCACGUCGUGCGCUGCAUCGGCCCGCACCUGCUGCUCGUCGAGAACGUGUGGCCGUUCGUCGUCAUGCUCGGCCUGGCCUACCUCGUGUCGCUCCUCUCCGCCCCCAGGCGGAAUGGCGAGUCGCGGUACAUCCUGCGGCUCCCCACCGGCGUCGAGGAGGCGGAGCUCAGCAAGAGCUCGCUGCACGGCCCGGUCUACCGCGACCGCAUGCUCGCGUACUUCGAGCGCGACGACGUCUCACCGCUGCUGCCGCCCCCCGCGCCGCUCAUCGCGCCCAAGAUCGCGGAGCGACGGACGCUCGUCUCGUGCCUGCGGGCCGCAGACGAGGUCCCCGACGACGCGUUCUGGGAAGGACGCUUCGAGCGCCUCUCCACGCCGCGCCGCGCCUACAGCGGGCGCGAGGACAGCCCGCUGGUCGUCGCUCGCCUCCACUACGACCCGGAGUCGGCCGUGCGCGAGGGGUCCGUCGUCAGACUCCGCGGCGACGGCCGGCGCUGGGUCGUGCUCACCGCCGACGUGACACUGCACGUCAUCGCCUACGACCGGCGCCACCCGACGCAACGCCGCGGCGUGCCCCGCGAGCGCGUCUCCGAGCACGUCCACUACGCCUACGACGUCUUCGACACGACCAAGCUCCUGUCGCCGCGCAAGGACGGCCAGCCGCCGUACGGAGGCACCAUGCUCCUCGAGCGGCCGUCCCACCCGGGACGCGCGUCCCGCGUGCUCCCCGACGAGGCGGCCCGCGCCAUGGGCAUCGACAUCACGGGCAUCGCCGAGCACGACGUCCAGUACGUCGUCGGCGACGGCGUCACGGACGUCUACAAGAUGCAGGCCGCGGCCCGCAUCAUGGAGCGCGCGACGAUGCUACACAAGGUCCUCCACGAACGGUCCCACGCGGCGUCGGUCGCCGCGCCGCUCCUGGCGGCCCCCGCGUCCCCGCCGCUGCGGCACCCCACGGCCGGGCCAAACGCGCCGCCGCUGAUGGCGCGCGGCCUCGGCCGGGACGCGAACGUCGUCCACGCUGCGAUUGGGCACCCGGCCCAGGACCGCUUCCGCGACACGGUCAAGGGGCUGCGCGUCAAAGUCGACGGUACCGUCGACUGCGCCGUCUGCAAGAUCUCUCGCAUGGUCAAGAGCGGGUCCGCGCGCAAGUCGCGGACCCAGAACCCGCCGGCGGUUCGGCGGCCACCGCCGCCGCCUCAUCCGCCCCCGGCACCUCCGGGCGGCCAGCCCGCGAAGCAGCGGCCGCCGACGCUGCGCCUCGACCUCUUCGGAGCCCACAGCGACAUCCCGUCGCGCACGCGGUCCCAGUACUUUCUCACGGCCACGCUCAACACGAACCCGCCCCACCGCGUCGGCGUCGGCCUCCGCCUCAAGAGCGAGGCCGUCGGCGAGCCCGGCGGCUUCUCCGGCCUCCGCAUGAUCUACAACGCGUACGCCGCGAAGGGCAUCCGCGUGCGCAUCGUCGAGCACGACGACGGCGGCGAGUUCGUGAGCAACAAGGCCAGCGCGCUCUACGCGCAGCUCGGCGUCGCGAGCCGGCCCAGACCCUCGGAGCGCCACUGCGAGGCCGCGGAGCGCACAAACCGGGCCGUCUACGGCCUCACACGGGCAAUGAUGCACGCGGGCUCCGUCCCGGACAACCUCUGGGAGGACGCCGCGUGCCACGCCGUCGAUUGUUUGAAUCUGCACUUUCACGGCGACAUCAACGCCCACUACGCGGCCUUCCAGGAGGACGUCGACCUGUCGACGUUCUACCCCUUCUACGCGCACGUCGCGUUCUUCGACAUGCACCGGUCCGAGCGCUUCCGCACUUCCGGAGCCCUCGGCCGGUACCUCGGCGCGGCACGAAACUACGGCUUCGGCGCCAUCCGCGUCCAG
Aureococcus anophagefferens is the source of this 2169-nucleotide messenger RNA. RefSeq lists its product as hypothetical. The annotation marks the transcript as partial. NCBI's taxonomy places the organism in Eukaryota, Pelagophyceae, Pelagomonadales, Pelagomonadaceae. The transcript has a single exon. The record is from RefSeq and is a predicted model, not a curated record. Gene Ontology annotation, molecular function: methyltransferase activity; nucleic acid binding.